Molecule: messenger RNA, 5906 nt
Organism: Arvicola amphibius (Eurasian water vole)
Lineage: Eukaryota; Metazoa; Chordata; Mammalia; Rodentia; Cricetidae
Gene: Kdm5a
Product: lysine demethylase 5A
Exons: 28
Coding region: 454-5526 (1690 amino acids)
Biological process (GO): chromatin remodeling
Cellular component (GO): nucleus
Molecular function (GO): DNA binding; histone demethylase activity
Source: RefSeq, a predicted model, not a curated record
GAAGAGCGUGUUCCACCUUGCGGGACAGCGUCUCCGUCUCCGCCGCCACCCCUCGCGGAGGGGUCGCGGAGUCUUCAGAGGCCACGCACCCCGAGUGGACGGAGGGCACGGAACCUUGGCGGGCAAGCCGAGAAGAAGCCAGGCCGGGCUGUCGCGAAAGGGAGGAAGGAGAAAGGACCCGACUAGGAGUCGCGGCGGCGGGAUUCUGUUUCCUGCGGUGGCGGACGGAUUUGGCAGUACGUUAACUUCCGGGAGCGUCCUGUCCCUGAGAGGAAAAGCCCUGAAGGAAACAAUAACAAACGAGCAGGAGGAAGCGCUCCUGGGUCUUCUGUGAGGGACGGUUCUCUCCUGAGAAGAUGCUCUGCGGCCCCUGUGAGGGGACGUGAGAGGGCUUGGUGACCGUCAGCCCGCCUCUCCCCGCUCGUGCACCUCAGGGGCCCCCUGGCUACUGCCAUGGCGGCCGUGGGCCCAGGGGGCUACGCGGCGGAGUUCGUGCCGCCGCCGGAGUGCCCGGUCUUCGAGCCCAGCUGGGAGGAGUUCUCAGACCCUCUCAGUUUCAUCGGCCGCAUCCGCCCUUUGGCUGAGAAAACUGGCAUCUGCAAGAUCCGUCCUCCCAAGGAUUGGCAACCUCCAUUUGCUUGUGAAGUAAAAACCUUCCGCUUCACUCCCAGAGUCCAGCGCCUGAAUGAACUUGAGGCAAUGACUAGAGUGAGAUUGGACUUCUUGGAUCAACUGGCAAAGUUUUGGGAACUUCAAGGAUCUACAUUGAAGAUCCCCGUGGUGGAGAGAAAAAUCCUGGAUUUGUAUGCUUUAAGUAAGAUUGUUGCCAGCAAAGGAGGUUUUGAAAUAGUCACCAAAGAGAAGAAAUGGUCUAAAGUGGGUAGCCGCUUGGGAUAUCUGCCAGGAAAAGGAACUGGGUCUCUUUUGAAGUCACACUAUGAAAGAAUUCUCUACCCAUAUGAGCUUUUUCAGUCUGGUGUCAGCCUUAUGGGUGUACAAAUGCCUGAUUUAGAUAUUAAAGAAAAAGUUGAGACUGAGGUUCUUAGCACUGAUAUCCAACCUUCCCCAGAGCGGGGAACAAGAAUGAAUAUUCCGCCAAAGAGAACAAGACGUGUCAAGUCUCAGUCAGACUCUGGAGAAGUAAACAGGAACACAGAACUGAAGAAACUUCAGAUUUUUGGGGCUGGACCCAAGGUUGUGGGCCUGGCAGUAGGAGCAAAAGAUAAAGAAGAUGAGGUCACCCGAAGACGGAAAGCUACCAACAGAUCAGAUGCAUUUAACAUGCAAAUGAGACAACGGAAAGGAACUCUCUCUGUUAACUUUGUUGAUCUCUAUGUUUGUAUGUUUUGUGGCCGGGGAAACAAUGAGGAUAAAUUGCUUUUGUGUGAUGGAUGUGAUGACAGCUAUCAUACGUUUUGUCUACUUCCGCCACUACCUGAUGUGCCCAAAGGAGACUGGAGGUGUCCUAAAUGUGUUGCUGAGGAAUGUAACAAACCUCGAGAAGCCUUUGGAUUUGAGCAAGCUGUAAGAGAAUAUACACUUCAAAGCUUUGGCGAGAUGGCGGAUAAUUUUAAAUCUGAUUAUUUCAAUAUGCCAGUCCAUAUGGUUCCUACAGAACUAGUAGAAAAGGAAUUCUGGCGGCUAGUGAGUAGUAUUGAAGAAGAUGUUAUUGUAGAGUAUGGAGCUGAUAUCUCUUCAAAAGAUUUUGGAAGUGGAUUUCCUGUAAAGGAUGGUCAGAGAAAGAUGUUGCCAGAAGAAGAGGAGUAUGCACUUUCUGGUUGGAAUUUGAAUAACAUGCCUGUUCUGGAGCAAUCUGUUCUUGCACAUAUUAAUGUGGACAUUUCUGGUAUGAAGGUGCCAUGGCUGUAUGUGGGGAUGUGUUUUUCUUCUUUUUGCUGGCAUAUUGAAGAUCACUGGAGCUAUUCCAUUAACUACUUGCAUUGGGGCGAGCCAAAGACAUGGUAUGGUGUACCAUCUCAUGCUGCAGAACAACUGGAGGAGGUGAUGAGGGAGCUGGCCCCUGAGUUAUUUGAAUCACAGCCUGAUCUCCUACAUCAGUUAGUAACCAUCAUGAACCCAAAUGUGCUCAUGGAGCAUGGUGUGCCAGUGUACAGGACUAAUCAGUGUGCUGGAGAGUUCGUUGUGACGUUUCCUCGUGCCUAUCACUCUGGAUUUAAUCAGGGAUACAACUUUGCUGAAGCUGUGAACUUCUGUACUGCUGACUGGUUGCCCAUUGGACGACAGUGUGUAAAUCACUAUCGACGGCUGAGGCGCCAUUGUGUCUUUUCACACGAGGAACUAAUUUUCAAGAUGGCAGCCGAUCCAGAAUGCUUAGAUGUAGGGCUGGCUGCCAUGGUUUGCAAAGAGUUGACUCUCAUGACUGAAGAAGAAACACGAUUAAGGGAAUCAGUUGUACAAAUGGGUGUCGUGAUGUCAGAAGAAGAAGUUUUUGAACUUGUUCCUGAUGAUGAGCGACAGUGUUCAGCAUGCAGAACCACAUGUUUUCUCUCAGCUCUCACGUGCUCCUGUAAUCCGGAGCGACUUGUAUGUCUGUACCAUCCAACUGAUUUGUGCUCCUGCCCCAUGCAGAACAAAUGUCUUAGGUACCGCUACCCACUAGAAGACCUCCCUUCUCUACUUUGUGGCGUAAAAGUGAGGGCACAGUCCUAUGACACUUGGGUCAGUCGUGUUACAGAAGCAUUGUCAGCUAGCUUCAACCAUAAGAAAGAUUUGAUUGAAUUGAGAGUAAUGUUGGAAGAUGCCGAGGAUAGGAAAUACCCAGAGAACGAUCUCUUUCGAAAGCUCAGGGAUGCAGUGAAAGAAGCUGAGACUUGUGGUUCUGUGGCUCAGCUGCUUCUGAGCAAAAAGCAAAAACACAGGCAGAGCUCAGAUAGUGGGAAGACUCGGACCAAACUGACAGUAGAAGAAUUGAAGGCCUUUGUCCAGCAACUUUUUAGUCUUCCGUGUGUCAUCAGCCAAACUCGACAAGUAAAGAAUCUGCUGGAUGAUGUAGAAGAAUUUCAUGAACGUGCCCAGGAGGCCAUGAUGGAUGAAACCCCAGAUUCUUCCAAACUCCAAAUGUUGAUAGACAUGGGCUCUAGUCUCUAUGUGGAACUGCCUGAAUUGCCUCGACUGAAGCAAGAGCUACAACAGGCUCGGUGGUUGGAUGAAGUAAGACUAACCCUGUCAGAUCCACAACAAGUCACUUUGGAUGUCAUGAAGAAGCUCAUUGACUCUGGGGUAGGGUUGGCACCUCAUCAUGCUGUGGAAAAAGCAAUGGCUGAACUGCAGGAGCUCCUCACAGUCUCUGAACGAUGGGAAGAGAAGGCUAAGGUCUGCCUGCAGGCAAGACCUCGACACAGUAUGGCAAAUUUAGAAAAUAUUGUGAAUGAAGCCAAGAACAUUCCAGCCUUUCUACCCAAUGUAUUGUCCUUAAAAGAAGCCUUACAAAAGGCUCGUGAAUGGACAGCUAAAGUGGAAGCUAUUCAGAGUGGCAGUAACUAUGCUUACUUGGAGCAACUUGAGAGCUUAUCUGCUAAAGGACGCCCCAUCCCUGUGCGUCUUGAUGCACUGCCUCAAGUGGAAUCACAGGUCGCAGCAGCACGGGCCUGGAGAGAACGGACUGGGCGGACCUUUCUAAAGAAGAAUUCCAGCCACACAUUGUUACAGGUGCUGAGUCCUCGAACUGACAUUGGUGUAUAUGGGAGUGGAAAAAGUAGGAGAAAAAAAGUAAAAGAAAUAAUAGAAAAAGAAAAGGAGAAGGACCUAGACCUUCAGCCUUUGAGUGAUUUAGAAGAAGGACUAGAGGAGACCAGAGAUACAGCCAUGGUGGUGGCAGUUUUCAAAGAACGAGAACAAAAAGAGAUUGAGGCCAUGCAUUCCCUCAGAGCAGCCAACCUAGCCAAGAUGACAAUUGUGGACCGCAUAGAAGAAGUAAAAUUUUGUAUUUGCCGCAAGACAGCUAGUGGGUUUAUGCUACAGUGUGAGCUCUGUAAAGACUGGUUCCAUAACAGCUGUGUUCCCCUGCCUAAAUCAAGUUCCCAGAAAAAGGGAUCUAGCUGGCAGGCUAAAGACGUAAAAUUCCUUUGCCCUCUUUGUAUGAGAUCUCGAAGACCCAGGCUAGAGACUAUUCUGUCACUCCUGGUAUCCCUUCAGAAGUUGCCUGUACGGUUGCCUGAAGGAGAGGCACUUCAGUGUUUGACAGAACGUGCCAUGAGUUGGCAAGACAGAGCACGGCAAGCCUUAGCCACAGAUGAACUGUCCUCUGCCCUGGCCAAACUCUCUGUGUUAAGCCAACGGAUGGUGGAACAAGCAGCACGAGAAAAAACUGAAAAGAUCAUCAGUGCAGAACUCCAAAAAGCAGCUGCUAAUCCAGACUUGCAGGGACACUUACCUAGUUUCCAACAGUCUGCUUUUAGCCGGGUGGCGAGUAGUGUAUCAUCUUCCCCCCGCCAAACAGUGGACUAUGAUGAUGAAGAAACAGAUUCUGAUGAAGAUAUUCGGGAAACAUACGGCUAUGACAUAAAGGAUACAGCCAGUGUGAAAUCCUCUAGUAGUCUGGAGCCCAAUCUCUUUUGUGAUGAAGAAAUUCCCAUUAAGUCUGAGGAAGUGGUAACUCACAUGUGGACAGCACCUUCGUUCUGUGCAGAACAUGCGUAUUCUUCUGCUUCUAAGAGUUGUUCUCAAGGUUCUAGCACACCAAGAAAGCAGCCUCGAAAGAGCCCUUUGGUUCCCCGAAGUUUGGAGCCUCCGGUGUUGGAGUUGUCUCCUGGAGCAAAAGCCCAGUUGGAAGAACUCAUGAUGGUGGGAGACCUCCUAGAAGUAUCUCUGGAUGAGACACAACACAUAUGGCGGAUUCUGCAGGCCACACAUCCCCCCUCAGAGGACAGAUUCUUACAUAUCAUGGAGGAUGAUAGCAUGGAAGAGAAACCACUAAAAAUGAAAGGAAAGGAUUCUUCUGAGAAGAAACGGAAACGGAAGCUAGAGAAGGUAGAACAAUUUUUUGGAGAAGGAAAACAGAAGGUCAAGGAGCUAAAGAAAACAGAUAAACCUAAAAAGAAAAAAUUAAAAUUAAAUGUGGACAAAUCCAAAGAGCUGAAUAAGUUGGCCAAGAAGCUAGCCAAAGAAGAAGAGAGAAAGAAAAAGAAAGAAAAGGCUGCUGCAGCCAAAGUCGAACUUGUGAAAGAGAGUACUGAGAAGAAAAGAGAGAAAAAAGUGCUGGAUAUCCCCUCAAAGUAUGACUGGUCAGGAGCAGAGGAAUCUGAUGAUGAGAAUGCUGUGUGCGCAGCCCAGAACUGCCAAAGGCCGUGUAAGGACAAGGUAGACUGGGUGCAAUGUGAUGGUGGCUGUGAUGAGUGGUUUCAUCAAGUUUGUGUUGGUGUAUCCCCAGAAAUGGCUGAAAAUGAAGAUUACAUCUGUAUAAACUGUGCAAAGAAGCAGGGGCCAGAUAGCCCAGGCCAAGCACCACCUACUCCCUUCAUAAUGAGCUACAAACUACCAAUGGAGGAUCUUAAAGAGACCAGUUAGCAGAUGCUUGGUUAGCUCGCAACAUGGGGGGAAGUGGACCACAUUGAGACCUUACUCAUCAAGCAGAGUGGUUCCAACCACUCAGAAUGUUGUUCCCAAAGAUGAAUGGACUUCAGAGAAAGUCCUCUUAGUGCUGGCUUCCUCUGUGUGUGGAUUGUGUGGGCAUCUGUGCAGAGGAUGUCUUCUUUGGUACAGCAGCCAGUAUUUCAGCUCUUGACUCCUUUGAGUAUGGUUUGCUGCAUUAAGGUCAGGUUCUUGGUGGAACUCUCAAAGCUGUUUGGCGUUAACAUGGUGUGCUUAGUGGGGAGUAUAAGAUGUGACUUACGACCAAUUGAAAGUAGUUGUAGAUGGUUACACCUACGGGUGGUGCCAUUGGGAUU